AAUCAAACUGAUAACCUGUUACGAUCAUUGUGAUCAUACGAAGCCCACUUAUUUUACUUUAGCACCGUUCACUUUCAGAAUGCAACCCUAAUUGUACACAUCAUCGAAAAUUUGACUUAAUUUUACAGGUCUGUGUAAACAAAUAUAAGUAAAAUGAAACGUGUAAUGUAUGUUUUCUAUGCUCUGCUUUUUGUGGAAGGACUAUCAAUAAUUUACAUUAGAACAUUACGACCACAGAUUUACAGAACUGGAUUAAUUAAUCAAACAAUAAGUAAUAUACUAGCCAAAUCUAUUGCUAUAUAUGAUCGUAAUACUUUUAAAUAUUUGGAAGAUAAUUUCAACUAUCCAGUGACAUUUGAUCAAAAUGGACGCUUGUGCAAUCAGCUCUUUGAAUUUGCUUCAACAAUUGGGAUCGCGCAGAAAAAUAGUUUAUCACCUAGAUUAGCACGAUGGAGUCCUAUUCGUGAAUGUUUUGACAUCAGGAUCACUGACGAAAAUACUGCAGACGGACAGAAGGUUUACUUUGCCAAAGAAGAGGAGACUUUCGGUCCCGCUUACUUGAAGUUUGAGAAAAAGGCUUUUCACAUUGGUAGAACAUUUAAGAAAUUGAAAGGAAAUAUGCAGUCGUGGAAGUAUUUCAGCCACGUUGAUGAGAUAGUUCGAAAAGAGCUUAAUUUUCGACAAAAACAUAUAAUAGCUGCCAACAAGUUUCUCAGCUCCAAGAAGAAAGGAAAUAGUUCUUCGACAUAUGUUAGCCUUCAGGUUAGGCGAACUGAUUUCGUCAAAAAAUAUAGUUCGCUCAUCAAUGGAAUUACAUUGAAAUACAUCAACAGCGCUAUGUCUGCAUUUCUGAGUACAUUCACAGAUGUUAUUUUUGUUGUCGUUAGUGAUGAUAUAGCUUGGUGUAAAAAUAAUAUCAAUUCUACGAAAUAUGACAUUAUUUACUCGGAGGGCCAUUCAGCCUGCCAAGAUCUAAGUAUUCUUGCGCACUGCAAUCAUUCUAUCAUAACAGCCGGAUCUACUUUUGGUUGGUGGGGUGCAUACUUAGCAAAUGGUCAAGCCACUUAUUACGAAAAAUGGUUGAAGCAUGGACACUGGAAUUCAAUACCGUUCGUUGAAAAAGAUGUAUUCCUGCCACGUUGGACGAUCCUUGAAAGAUGAAAACAAUGCAAUAUACAUCAACAUACUUCAACUUGUAAGCGGAAUUAUAGUGAUAAAUCGAAUAACUAUCAAAUAUACGUUUUGUACAAUAUACAUAUCGUCUUUUCUAAAUAAAAAUCCUUGGAAAUGCC
This is a messenger RNA of Owenia fusiformis, 1292 nucleotides long. The record is from the annotation of a GenBank genome assembly. NCBI's taxonomy places the organism in Eukaryota, Metazoa, Annelida, Polychaeta, Sabellida, Oweniidae.